Priapulus caudatus is the source of this 3347-nucleotide messenger RNA. RefSeq names its product potassium channel subfamily T member 1-like. NCBI's taxonomy places the organism in Eukaryota, Metazoa, Priapulida, Priapulimorpha, Priapulimorphida, Priapulidae. Gene Ontology annotation, cellular component: membrane. The record is from RefSeq and is a predicted model, not a curated record. The transcript has 25 exons. The coding region runs from base 27 to 3347 and encodes 1106 amino acids. Gene Ontology annotation, biological process: potassium ion transport. Gene Ontology annotation, molecular function: intracellular sodium-activated potassium channel activity.
CUUUGAACAGCGAACAGAGAGUCGAUAUGUCUGCAGAAGAGUAUCAGAACAACACUGUCAUCAACUGGGCUGCGAUACUCUGCGUCGACAGACACGACAUCUUGUGGAUCAUUCAAGUAACGAUGGCAGCCGUCAGCCUUGCAGAAACUCUGCUCGUCACAUAUCUUAGCUAUAAGAAUGACUUACAUCGAGCACUACAGAAGGUGCAGUCAGCGCUCUCGCAUCAGCUGACGUUACUAUGUGCCACUCUCUUCUGUGUCUUCUUCACUAGCAUCUGCGGCAUCGAGCACCUACAGCGCGGCGGCAGGGUGCACCUCGACCUCUUCCAGAGCUUCUAUUACGUCAUCGUCACCUUCUCGACGGUCGGCUACGGCGACUACGUGCCGGACAUCUGGCUUUCGCAGCUGUUCAUGGUCAUCAUGAUCUGUCUGACGCUGCUCGUGCUGCCGGCCCAGCUGGAGCAGCUGGUGUAUACGUUCAUGGAGCGGCAGAAGCAGGGCGGAACCUACAGCCGACACCGCGCGCUGAACGAGAAGCACGUUGUCGUCUGCACGACCUACCUGCAGGGCGACCUCAUCAUGGACUUCCUCAACGAAUUCUACGCUCACCCGAUGCUGCAGGAUUACUUCGUGGUGCUGCUGUCGCCGUGCGAGCUUGACCCGACGAUGCGCAUGAUCCUACAGGUGCCGCUGUGGGCGCAGCGCGUCAUCUACGUGCAGGGGUCAGCGCUCAAGGACUCCGACCUAACCCGCGUCCGGAUGGGCGAAGCGGAGGCCUGCUUCAUCCUAGCCGCCCGCAACUACAGUGACCACACGGUGGCCGACCAGCACACGAUCCUGCGCUCGUGGGCCGUCAAGGACUUCGCGCCGGACUGUCCGCAAUACGUCCAGGUGUUUCGGCCGGAGAACAAGGUGCACGUCAAGUUCGCCGAGCACGUCGUCUGCGAGGACGAGUUCAAGUACGCGAUGCUGGCCAACAACUGCGUGUGUCCGGGCAUCUCUACGCUCGUCACGCUGCUGCUGCACACGUCGCGCGGACAGGGGUAUUUUGUUGACACGAUAUGGGGUAUUGUGUUGACACGAUAUGGGGACCAGCACACGAUCCUGCGCUCGUGGGCCGUCAAGGACUUCGCGCCGGACUGUCCGCAAUACGUCCAGGUGUUUCGGCCGGAGAACAAGGUGCACGUCAAGUUCGCCGAGCACGUCGUCUGCGAGGACGAGUUCAAGUACGCGAUGCUGGCCAACAACUGCGUGUGUCCGGGCAUCUCUACGCUCGUCACGCUGCUGCUGCACACGUCGCGCGGACAGGGCGUCCAGCCAACAACUGCGUGUGUCCGGGCAUCUCUACGCUCGUCACGCUGCUGCUGCACACGUCGCGCGGACAGGAGUCAGGCGUCGAGGCGAGAGUUGGCAGCCGAACUGUACGGCGAGUGCUCGGGUAACGAGAUCUACCACAUACGCAUGAACGACAGCAACUUCUUCGGCGAGUACGAGGGCAAGAGCUUCACCUACGCUUCCUUCCACGCUCACAGAAAAUACGGAGUGGCUGGUGGCCGUGCAGCCGCAGAUACGUCGAAGAUCCUGCUCAACCCGGGUCCGCAGCACAUCAUGAAGAAGACGGACAUCUGCUUCUACAUGAGCAUCACCAAGGAGGAGAAUAGCGCCUUCAUACUCGCAGCACCGCACAAACCGCGGAGCGGGACAACAUGCCGGGGCAUGAGCCAUGGAAGCUGGCAGAGGCGGUGCGAUGAGCGCGCGCCGUGGCGAGCAACCGGCAACUCGAGGCUGUCCGCUACGGCAGCGCCGCACGGUGAAAGCGCCGGAUUGUCCGAUCAGGAGUUAUACAGCACACCCAGGGGACCGCUACGUCCUAGCGUUGUCUACAGCGAGACCAAGUCCAAGAGAUUCGACGUAGAGAUGCAACUGCCGAAGCCAAUGCGACCAAUCAUCUUCAGCGUGCAGAUCCCGAGCCGCGGCCUCAGCAUCGGCAAAGUGCCGCGAUCACGCCUAGUGUACAGAUUACGCGAGUGCGAUCGGAGGCCCAUCUGUUGCUGCAGCCUCAACGUGCCAUGCGAGCAUUUCGGUGCGACGGCGGCGAAUGAUUACACGUGGUGUAACAGAGCGAUCAUUCUCGCUGCCGACUACGCCAGCAACGGCAUCUACAACUUCAUCGUUCCCCUGCGAGCUCACUUCCAGCCCAGGAAGAGCCUCAAGCCGGUUGUGCUCUUAUUGGAAGCUCAACCGGACCCAGCCUUUCUGGAUGCGAUUUCUUGGUUUCCACUUGUUUAUUGGAUGAUUGGCAGCAUUGACAGCCUGGAUGAUCUACUCAAGGCUGGCAUCAACCGAGCAGAUAACGUGGUCGUCGUGAACAGAGAGUGCUCCAAUGCUGUAGGGGAGGAUUACCUAGCCGACUGCAACACCAUCGUCUCUGUGCAGACCAUGUACAAAAUGUUUCCCAGUGCAAACAUCAUCACGGAGUUAUCUCAGGCGUCCAACAUGCGAUUCAUGCAGUUCCGCGCCAAGGAUAACUACGGCUUUCAGCUGUCGAGGCUCGAGAAGAAAGAAAAGGAGCGAGGCUCACACAUCUACUACAUGUUCCGGCGACCGUUUGCUGCUGGGAAUGUAUUCAGUGCCAGUAUGCUAGACACUCUGCUGUAUCAGGCGUUCGUAAAGGACUACUUGAUCACGUUUGUGAGACUAUUGCUGGGUAUUGACCAGGCAUCUCAGUCUGGCUAUCUCACUUCCAUGACAAUAACCAAGGAUGACGAGUGGAUAAAGACUUACGGUCGCCUGUAUCAGAAACUUUGCUCAACUACUUGUGAGAUUCCUAUCGGCAUCUAUAGAACGCAGACUGUGGCCACUCCUUCUGGAUCGGAAGUGUCGCUUAUGAUAGAAGAGGAUAGAUACAGAGGAACGGCCGCUGUUUCGGAGAGAGAAGAAAUCUCAAACCUUGUGCGCUGUCGCAUGCAAGACCUUUUCCACAAAUGCAUUGACGACGAAUACGAUGAAAUGCCAGAUAAGAAGAACUCCUUAUCCUAUGUGGUAAUAAACCCAGGCUACGAUCGAAAACUGGAAGUAGGGGACAUCAUCUAUCUCAUCAAGCCGACGUCGCUGAAGGCCGCCAGCUCGCGGCAGACGUCGGGGCGCGACAAGGCGCGGGCGCGGCCGCGGCCCGCCGACAAAAGCCGACAGCAGCAGCAGCAGCAGCAGCAGCAGCAGCAGGCGUCUGGCAGAGAAGAGGCGGGCGCGAUCCGCCAACCUACUGUGCCACAGGUCGACGACCACGACGGUGGAGCCGCCGCUGAUGAGAAGCAGGCCGCGAACGGCGUUAGCGGAACCGUCGUUUGA